AUGUCGGACAAGCAGCCCCUCAUCACUCACCUCUAUACCGCCGACCCCUCGGCCCACGCUUUCAAUGGCAAAAUCUACAUCUACCCGUCGCACGACCGCGAGACGGACAUCCAGGACAACGACAAUGGCGACCAAUACGAUAUGAACGACUACCACGUCUUUUCGCUAGACUCGCUCAGCGGUCCCGUAACAGAUCACGGCGUUGUUCUCAAGCAAGAGGAUGUCCCAUGGGUCUCGAAGCAAUUGUGGGCUCCUGACGCCGCUACCAAAGACGGCAAAUACUACCUCUACUUCCCUGCUCGCGACAAGGAGGGCAUCUUCCGUUGCGGUGUCGCCGUCUCCGAUAAGCCCGAGGGUCCUUUCGCUCCUCAAGAAAACUACAUCAAGGGCAGCUACAGUAUUGACCCCGCCUGCUUCGUCGACACGGACGGCUCGGCCUACCUCUACUUUGGUGGUCUGUGGGGCGGUCAACUACAGUGCUGGCAAAAGGAGGGACACUUUGACGCUGCUUGGAGCGGUCCACAAGAGCUUACAGGCGAGGGUGUCGCUGCACAAGGCCCUCGUGUCGCCAAAAUGACCGAUGACAUGCUCGAGUUCACCGAGACGCCUCGCGAGGCCUUGAUUGUGGAUGAAGCUGGCAAGCCCAUCCAGGCCGACGACCACAAGAGACGAUUCUUCGAGGCUGCCUGGAUGCACAAGUACCAAGACAAGUACUACUUCUCCUACUCGACAGGCGACUCACAUCUUUUGGCAUAUGCUGUUGGUGAUAGCCCGUACGGUCCCUUCACCCAGCGUGGCACCAUCCUGGAGCCUGUAGUCGGCUGGACCACUCAUCACUCUAUCGUUGAAUUCGAAGGCAGAUGGUACCUCUUCUACCACGACUCAUCACUGUCAGGCGGAAAGAACCACUUGCGCUGCGUAAAGGCAAGAGAAAUCUUCUACGACGAGAAGGGUGACAUUCACAUUUGA
This is a messenger RNA of Aureobasidium pullulans EXF-150, 969 nucleotides long. RefSeq names its product putative xylosidase. Lineage: Eukaryota; Fungi; Ascomycota; Dothideomycetes; Dothideales; Saccotheciaceae. The transcript has a single exon. The record is from RefSeq and is a predicted model, not a curated record. The coding region runs from base 1 to 969 and encodes 322 amino acids. Gene Ontology annotation, biological process: carbohydrate metabolic process. Gene Ontology annotation, molecular function: hydrolase activity, hydrolyzing O-glycosyl compounds.